AUGCGCCCAUCAAGCGUCUUGUACGCGACGGUCGGCAUCGCGCUCCUCGGGGCGUUCCAGUUUGGCUGGCUCCUCUCGCAGCUCAACUACGUUCCGUUCCACGCCAACUGCGACGCGCGCCCGAUCCCAGUUGGCGACUGCCUCCUCUUUGCGCCGCACUCGGAGAGCAAGUGGACGCUCGCCGUCUCGGCGUGGAUCGCCGGCGGCGCCGUCGGGGCCAUUUGCAGCGGCCUGCCCGCCGACAUCUUUGGCCGCAAGAAGACUCUGGGCGUGAACGCGCUCAUCAUUGUCUUUGGCGGUCUCGUCCAGAGCCUUGCGACAACCCUCGAGACGUUCACCAUCGGGCGGCUCAUCUCGGGCGUUGCGUCCGGCGUCGCCAUCAAUGUCUGCGAAGCGCUCAUCUCGGAGAUCUCGCCGUCGCAGAUGCGCGGCACGUUCCUCACGGGCCUCCAGGUCGGCGUCGCGUUCGGCUCGCUCGCCGUCACCUCGGCGCACUACGCCCUCGACGACAGCGAUCUUCGGUGGCGGCUGCUCAUGGGAGUACCCGUAGUACUUGGCGGCCUCCAGCUCCUCUCGCUUCGCUUUAUGGCGCAGAGCCCCGUGUGGCUCGUGGCGCACAGCCGCCUCGACGACGCCCGAGCCGAAAUAACGCGCCUGUACCGGGCAAUGGACGUCGACACGGUUUUGCAUGCACUGGCAGCCGCGCACGCCGACGAAGCCGCCGAGCUCGACGGGCGCAGCCCCGAGCACUCCUCUUCUCGCCACCCCUGGUGCGGCAUGCCGGCGAUCAUGUACUACUCGUCCAGUAUCUAUGCGGGCGCAGGCAUCGCCGACCCGCGCGUCGGCACCAGCGUCGUCAACGUCGUGCGCACAAGCACCAUUCUCGUCGCGGCCGCCGUCAUGGACAAGUACCCGCGGCGCACGCUCCUCCUGCGCGGCCUGUCGCUGCAGGCCCUCGCGGCCCUCGGCCUCGUCGCGAGCCUCGUGGGCGGAAGCGCCGCCGGUGCGAUUCUGGCCACCGGCGUCUUUGUCGUCGGCUUCUGCCUCUCGAUCGGCCCCAUGGCGUGGACCGUCUCGUCCGAGAUUUUUCCCGACUACAUGCAGGCAACCGCGGGCUCGGUGGGCACCACGUCGACGUGGCUCGGCGACCUGCUCGUCGGCCUACUGUACCCCACGCUAGCUCAAGGCAAUGUGCUCGGCGGCUACGCCUUUGGCACUUUCGCGGGGCUCUUGAUUGGCUUUGUGCUCUUUGUCUAUCUGUACGUCCCGGAAACCAACGGUCGCACGGCCGUCGAGAUUCAAGCGGCGUUUGGCCACGAUGCGCCGCCGCCACUGUCGGGCCAGAACCACAGCGGCGACCCAUGGGGCACGGAACUUCGCGCGCUCGCCACAUAACAACACCAUGAUACCAUAUAUUGUAC
This is a messenger RNA of Saprolegnia parasitica CBS 223.65, 1421 nucleotides long. RefSeq lists its product as hypothetical. Gene Ontology annotation, cellular component: membrane. The record is from RefSeq and is a predicted model, not a curated record. NCBI's taxonomy places the organism in Eukaryota, Oomycota, Saprolegniomycetes, Saprolegniales, Saprolegniaceae. Gene Ontology annotation, biological process: monosaccharide transmembrane transport. Bases 1 to 1395 code for a protein of 464 amino acids. The transcript has 2 exons. Gene Ontology annotation, molecular function: hexose transmembrane transporter activity.